This is a messenger RNA of Gongylonema pulchrum, 411 nucleotides long. The record is from the annotation of a GenBank genome assembly. NCBI's taxonomy places the organism in Eukaryota, Metazoa, Nematoda, Chromadorea, Rhabditida, Gongylonematidae.
AUGCGUGCAGCCCUCAAUGAUAUCGCCGUGCUGACAUCAUCAUUUUUUGCUGAUGUUGAUCUGGUAGCAUCUGAUAUUUUGGCUGGCCUUUUGUUGCUUGUUCAUGCACCUCAUCAACUACCUCCUGCUACCACUCAUACACCCGGAACCGAGGUAUUUUUUGAUCAAAAACUUCCGACAAACAAAUUUUUCUUCCCAAAAUUCAUCAUCAUAUUUGAUGCCAUGAUACAUGAAAUAGCUGCUAGUUCGGUACUGGAUUGUAUUUGGAACGCAGAAUCAUGCUAUUUUUUCUUUUUUCAUUUCAUAAUUGCAUUGACCAGUGCUGCUUUACCUGAUGGUCAGCUUUUUGGCAAUCCUAACUCACGAGGCAAAAUGAGCGUGGUACAAAGAUUGUCUGUGGAUUGCGUGUAG